UGGAUUUGACUAGUAUUUAUCUAUCUGCCUAGCUAGAUGAGUAUCGUAUGCAUCGUUCAGUAUGUGUUGUUGGGUGUGUUAAGAAUGGUAGCUGAAGAACUUAAACACAAAGCUUGCAUUGGUGACAUGUGUGUUGAGCUGAAUAUAAGCAGGGAUUAAAAUUUUUCAACGGUGUUAGGGGUCAAGGCCCUGCUCGCCCCCAUGUGUGUUGGGCUAGAGUAUAGGCAGGGGUUAAAAAUUUUCACCGGUGUCGGGGGGGCAAGGCCCUGCUCGCCCGCCCCUCCCCCCGGUUUCCGCCGUAGCAGGUAUGUAACCACGGCCCAGACUCCCAAGUCCAAGGGCUACAGACCAAAAUUCAGGUGAGGCUCUAACUGAAAGAUAACCCAGGCCAGUAUGCAGUAUUCCACUCAUAGUAAUCAGCAUGCUUUGCUGCUGUUUAAUACUAUAAUUUACCUCCAGAAGUGUCUCCCUCAGACCCUCCCAAAGCAUGAAGGGCAGCAUGUGCAUGACAGCUCCGCUGCAACCUCUCUUGGACGAUAGGGUAGGGCACCUAUAUAGCCCUGCGCCACCGCUAGGGUGAGAGCAGUUGGACACAUCUGGAGGGCUCACCCGUAGAGCUAGCCACCACCAAGUUAAGAGGCGAGAGGUUGACGUAUAAGCAGCAGCAGCAGGAGGAUCCCUCAUCAAGGUCGUUUGGAGGACAAGGAGAAAGAAGAGAGAGAGGAGAAGAUGCAGGACUGGGCGCCGGUGUUCAUCUCGCUGGUGCUCUUCAUCCUGCUGUCGCCGGGCCUGCUGUUUCAGAUCCCCGGCAAGUGCCGGAUCAUCGAGUUCGGCAACUUCCACACCAGCGCGCUCUCCAUCCUCGUCCACGCCAUCCUCUUCUUCGCCCUCAUCGCCAUCUUCCUCAUCGCCAUCGGCGUGCACAUGUACCUCGGGUCCUAGCUAGCUAGUAGUAGCUUUUGUUAGCCUGAUGCCUGCCUGCCGAUGGUAUCUGUCGAUCAGCUAGCAGCUCGAUCCUGUUCUUCUCUGCUAGCCGCCCGUCUCUAAUUAAGGGUUCUUUUUCUAUACACAUGUAUUGAAUAACAAUGUAUGUACCAUCCAUGUUCAUUUCUUUCUUCUAAUAAUAACAAGUUCAGUUCAGUUAAGUUCUUUAA
This is a messenger RNA of Panicum hallii, 1154 nucleotides long. RefSeq lists its product as uncharacterized. NCBI's taxonomy places the organism in Eukaryota, Viridiplantae, Streptophyta, Magnoliopsida, Poales, Poaceae. The transcript has a single exon. The record is from RefSeq and is a predicted model, not a curated record. The coding region runs from base 730 to 942 and encodes 70 amino acids.